AUGGCUGCUGGUUUGAGAGAUGGCGAUGUUGUGACUGCUGGUAUGAGAGAUGGCGAUGUUGUGGCUGCUGGUUUGAGAGAUGGCAAUGUUGUGGCUGCUGGAUCGAGAGAAGGCAAUGUUGUGACCGCUGGUUUGAGAGAUGGAGAUGUUGUGACUGCUGGUUUGAGAGAUGGCGAUGUUGUGACUGCUGGUUUGAGAGAUGGCGAUGUUGUGACUGCUGGUUUGAGAGAUGGCGAUGUUGUGACUGCUGGUUUGAGAGAUGACGAUGCUAUGAUUGUUGGUUUGAGAGAUGGCGAUGUUGUGACCGCUGGUUUGAGAGAUUACGAUGCUAUGACUACUGGUUUGAGAGAUGACGAUGUUGUGACCGCUGGUUUGAGAGAUGACGAUGCUAUAACUGCUGGUUUGAGAGAUGACGAUGUUGUGACUGCUGGUAUGAGAGAUGACGAUGUUGUGACUGCUUGUUUGAGAGAUGACGAUGUUGUGACUGCUGGUUUGAGAGAUGACGAUGUUGUGACUGCUGGUUUAAGAGAUGGCGAUGUUGUGACUAUUGGUUUGAGAGAUGGCGAUGUUGUGACUGCUGGUUUGAGAGAUGACGCUGUUGUGACUGCUGGUUUGAGAGAUGACGAUGUUGUGACUGCUGGUUGGAGAGAUGGCGAUGUUGUGGCUGCUUGUUUGAGAGAUGGCGAUGUUGUAGCUGCUUGUUUGAGAGAUGGCGAUGUUGUGGCUGCUGGUUUGAGAGAUGGCGAUUUUGUAACUGUUGUUUUGAGAUUUGACGAUUUUAAAGCUGUUGGUUUUGAGAGUUUGAGUGAUUUGUAA
Molecule: messenger RNA, 816 nt
Organism: Ylistrum balloti
Lineage: Eukaryota; Metazoa; Mollusca; Bivalvia; Pectinida; Pectinidae
Exons: 1
Coding region: 1-816 (271 amino acids)
Molecular function (GO): protein binding
Source: RefSeq, a predicted model, not a curated record